AUGCCAAAGCAACAGGAGAUGCCACGAAGUGACUUGAUAUACCACCAAGGUUUAUCUGAUGUAGCACAAGAACUAGGGCUCAAAGUUGGGCUAAAGCACAAGAAAAUCAACAUUUCCAAUUCCCGAGUAGCAUGGGAGCAUGAACAGUUUUCAAGAGAGUUUGUAAGUGAAGAUGCAGUUGUUCAGAGUGUGAAAUUGGUUGCUGAAAGUCUUGUAAGGCAUAUAUAUGGUCAACAAGGAAAGAAGAUGGAAAUAUUUGCAGAUAACACAAGUUUGUCUGUGAAUCCUUUUUACAUAAAAUCAUGGCUUCAUCUUUUAUCAACAACACCUCGUGUAGCUCCAUUUCUCUCAAAGGACAAUCCAUUCAUCAUUGCAUUGAAAAAGGAAUUAGCAGAUCAUGUUGCAGAGGUGAAUUUGCAACAUGAUGUGCUUGAUGGAAUGUUCACAUUUUAUGACUCCACAGUUGCUAUACUCCAGAUUUAUCAGGUUGCGUGUGUAACAUUUGACUUGCUGUUGCUACUAGUUUUGGGAUCAUAUUUAAUUACACUUUUCAGCUUCCUUGUCAUAACUACCAGGAUGCACAUGUGCAGUGCAUUCAAUCGCUGUUCUUCAAUUUCAUUGAAUCAAGAAACUCUCUAUUUCUGUCCCAAAUUCGUUCCAGGGAACAUUAGAACAACGAUCGCCACCGUAAGUGCGAAAUCUUCCGGUAACAAGGACGGCGAUGGCGGUGGUUCAGUAGUCGAAGACGCGAAAGGGUCAGGUACGACCGCUAGAGGGCGGAGGUUGCUCAGGGUUCGAGAAGAGAAGAGGAAACGGGAAUACGAACGACUUCACAAUUAUCCUUCUUGGGCUAAGGUAUUAGAAGAUGCAGCAAAAAACGACAUUGAACUUCGAAAUGUUCUUGGUGAUACCAUUGGAAAGCCAGAACAGAUGAGACAGAAGGUUGAAGAUAGGAUUCGGAAAAAAGGGAGAGAUUUUCACAAAGCUAAAACUGGUUCUGUUGUUGCAUUCAAAGUCACAUUUAGAGACUUCAGUCCUGUUGGUUCCCAUAUAUGGUUCAAGCUAUAUGGCCCACCUUCUGAUCGAGAUGUUGACCUAAUUGGCAGUGUUAUUCAGUCAUGGUAUGUCAUGGGUCGAUUAGGUGCAUAUAAUUCAUCUAAUUUGCAGUUGGCAAAUACAUCCAUGGAAUACAAUCCUUUGUAUGAUGCAGAUAAGGGCUUCAAUGUGAUGCCAUCAUCAUUUCAUGAUGUUGGGGAUGUUGAGUUUCAGGAUAAUUGGGGACGUGUUUGGGUAGAUAUAGGUACUUCAGAUUACUUUGCUCUUGAUGUUCUUCUCAAUUGUCUCACUGUAUUGAGUUCAGAGUAUUUGGGUAUACAACAAGUAGUAUUUGGUGGAAGGAAAAUGGGUGAUUGGGAAGAGGGAAUGAAAAACCCUUUAGAUGGAUACAAAUACUUCAAGAUUUAAACCAUUGUUGUCUUUAGGUGUAAAUUUAUGAGUAGAUUAGAGAGUGUGAGUAGCUGUUAAAAAAAAACAAAGCUUUGAGCUUUUAUUGAAUUAUUAUUAGAGUUUGAAUUUAUGAGUCGAACUUUAUUAAGUUUCAUAUGGAAACACCUCAAGUUUGAAU
Lactuca virosa is the source of this 1624-nucleotide messenger RNA. The record is from the annotation of a GenBank genome assembly. NCBI's taxonomy places the organism in Eukaryota, Viridiplantae, Streptophyta, Magnoliopsida, Asterales, Asteraceae.